AUGGCCAACUCGCAAUGCAUCUCUGACGCGACGAAGAUGGCCAAGCCUCGCGCGUUUCCGUCCACUGGAUUCGAAAUCAUAAGCCCCGACCAACAGGUCGAGGAAGAACGACUCCCGUUUUACAGGCGCGAGGACUACUAUCCAAUGCGAAUCGGUGAAGUCGUUCGCGAUCGCUAUCAAGUCGUUGCAAAGCUAGGCUAUGGCACGAGUUCGACCGUCUGGCUGUCUCGUGAUCUUCGCGAGAAAACAUACUGGGUUCUUAAAGUGUAUAUCAAUACCUUGAAGCAUAACCAAGAAUUCAAAGUAUACAAGCACUUGGCAGAGAUUGCACAAAAACUCCCAGACGAGCUUGGCUCCGAAAACGUCCGACGCAUCCAAGACUCAUUUCAGAUGCAAGGUCCAGAUGGUCGCCAUGAUGUCCUGGUUAUGAAACCGCUGGGAAUGAAUUUGCAUUCGGAUAACCUGCUGAUUGCUCUAACGAGUGAUGCAAUUCUCUCCAAAGUCGAGGAAAAUGAGAUUAACACGCCCUCACCACGGAAGCAAAUAGGCGAUACUAUCAUCUAUGUCUCCCAAUAUGUGCUAAGUGGUGCAGGUGCGCUCACAAUCAGUGACUUCGGUCAAGCUCGCAUCGGCAAGGAACAGAGCGGAAAUGCAAUGCCUGUCCCGUAUCGAGCACCUGAGGUUAUUCUCGGCAUGCCAUGGGGUCCUUCGGUGGACAACUGGAGCGUUGGUCUCUUGGCCUGGGACAUGUUAGAAAAAGAGACCCUCUUCCGGGUAUAUGAUCAUGAAUCUGCAGAUAAAAAUGACGCAUGCCAUCUUGCUGCAAUGACUGCGCUCCUUGGCCCGCCACCACCCGAGUUUCUUGAGAGGAGCGAAGAAACGCAAAAGUAUUGGGAUGAAAACGUUUAA
Molecule: messenger RNA, 909 nt
Organism: Pochonia chlamydosporia 170
Lineage: Eukaryota; Fungi; Ascomycota; Sordariomycetes; Hypocreales; Clavicipitaceae
Product: protein kinase-like protein
Exons: 5
Coding region: 1-909 (302 amino acids)
Biological process (GO): regulation of mRNA processing; spliceosomal complex assembly; protein phosphorylation
Molecular function (GO): protein kinase activity; ATP binding
Source: RefSeq, a predicted model, not a curated record